Messenger RNA from Trichophyton benhamiae CBS 112371, 4830 nucleotides. RefSeq lists its product as uncharacterized. Gene Ontology annotation, biological process: intracellular protein transport; Golgi to endosome transport; receptor-mediated endocytosis. NCBI's taxonomy places the organism in Eukaryota, Fungi, Ascomycota, Eurotiomycetes, Onygenales, Arthrodermataceae. The record is from RefSeq and is a predicted model, not a curated record. Bases 1 to 4830 code for a protein of 1609 amino acids. The transcript is spliced from 3 exons. Gene Ontology annotation, molecular function: structural molecule activity; clathrin light chain binding. Gene Ontology annotation, cellular component: clathrin coat of trans-Golgi network vesicle; clathrin complex; actin cortical patch.
AUGCACUGGAACAAGAACAUUAUCGCGCUUAAGGCCCAGGGCAAGACCAUCCAGGUCUUUGACCUCCAGGCAAAGCAGAAGCUCAAGUCGGCAGUCAUGACUGAAGAUGUUGUCUUCUGGAAGUGGUACAGUGAGACAAGUAUUGGCUUGAUCACUGAGUCCUCGGUUUACCACUGGAACGUCUUUGACCCGACUCAGCAUGCUCCUCUUAAGAUGUUCGACCGGAUUGCAAAUCUCGCGAGCUGCCAAAUUAUUAGCUAUCGUGUUAAUGAGGAGGAAAAGUGGAUGGUGGUUGUUGGUAUCAGUCAACAGCAAGGACGGAUAGUAGGAACAAUGCAGCUCCAUUCGGUUGAACGAGGCAUAUCUCAACACAUCGAAGGCCAUGCCGCCGCCUUUGCUACCAUCAAGGUCGACGGAUCACCCUUACCUCAUAAACUCUUCACCUUCGCUGUCAGAACCGCAACCGGUGCCAAACUUCAGAUUGCAGAGAUCGAUCACCAGGAGCCCAACCCUAAGUUCCAGAAGAAGGCUGUUGAGGUUUACUUCCCACAGGAGGCUACCAAUGACUUCCCAGUUGCCAUGCAGGUUUCUGAGAAAUACGAUGUUGUCUAUCUUAUCACCAAGUUCGGCUUCAUCCACCUCUAUGACCUCGAGACUGGUACAUGCAUCUUCAUGAACCGCAUUUCCAGCGAAACCAUCUUCGUUACCACACCAAACUCAGAUUCUACUGGUAUUGUCGGUGUCAACCGGAAGGGUCAGGUCCUCUCUGUCAGUGUGGACGAAGGCACCAUCAUUCCAUAUCUCCUUGAAAACCCAGCAAACACAUCUCUGGCUGUUAAGCUUGCAUCCAAGGCUGGCCUUCCGGGUGCAGAUAAUCUUCUUCAGAGACAGUUUGAACAGCUCCUAUCUCAAGGAAACUAUGCAGAGGCUGCCAAAAUCGCCGCCAAUUCGCCCCGGGGGUUCCUGCGAACUGCAGACACUAUCAACCGCCUAAAGGCUGUAUCACAGUCAGGUCAGGGCAUGUCUGUAAUCCUCCAAUAUUUCGGAAUGCUUCUUGACAAGGGAUCUCUAAACGUAUACGAGAGUGUUGAAUUGACUAGACCUGUCUUGCAGCAAAACCGAAAACAUCUCCUUGAGAAGUGGCUCGGCGAGGAUAAGCUGGAAUGCUCCGAGGAGCUAGGUGACAUCGUUCGGCCACACGACAUGAACAUUGCUUUGAACAUCUACCUCAAGGCCAAUGUUCCCCACAAGGUCGUUGCUGGCUUCGCAGAGACUGGUCAAUUCGACAAGAUCCUGGCUUACUCCAAGCAAGUCGGCUAUCAACCUGACUAUGUCCAGCUUCUACAGCAUAUUGUCCGAGUUAACCCAGAGAAGUGUGCAGAGUUUGCUGGUCAGCUUGCAAACGAUGACAGCGGUGCCCUCGUUGAUCUUGACCGUGUUGUCGAUGUCUUCGUCUCUCAAAACAUGAUCCAGCAAGCUACUGCAUUCUUGUUGGAUGCUCUCAAGGACAACAAGCCUGAGCAUGCUAAGCUUCAGACUAGGCUGCUAGAGAUGAACCUUGUCAACGCUCCUCAGGUCGCCGAUGCUAUCCUGGGUAACGAGAUGUUCACCCACUACGACAAGGCUAGGAUCUCACAACUCUGCGAGAACGCAGGUCUCUAUCAGCGUGCGCUCGAGAACACUGAUGAUUCCACAGUCAUUAUGCGCAACAUUGUCCGCACGGACAAACUGAACCCCGAAUGGUUGAUAGAAUUCUUUGGCCGCCUUUCAGUGGAACAGUCCCUGGAAUGUAUGAACGAGAUGCUUCACUCAAACCUCCGUCAAAAUCUUCAAGCUGUUGUUCAAAUCGCUACCAAAUUCUCUGACCUUUUGGGACCUACCAACCUCAUCCAAUUGCUUGAGAAAUACCGAACUGCCGAGGGUCUCUACUACUACCUUGGCAGCAUCGUCAACCUUAGUGAGGAUGCCGAUGUUCACUUUAAGUAUAUAGAGGCCGCUACUCGCAUGGGCCAGAUGACCGAAGUCGAGCGUAUUUGCCGCGACAGCAACUACUACAAUCCUGAGAAGGUCAAGAAUUUCCUCAAGGAGGCCAAGCUCGCUGAACAACUUCCUUUGAUUACUGUUUGCGAUCGAUUCAACUUUGUCCAUGAUCUAGUUCUGUACCUCUACCAGAACCAGCAGUAUUCUUCGAUCGAAGUUUACGUUCAAAGGGUCAACCCAUCAAGGACUCCCGCUGUUGUCGGUGGCCUGCUUGACGUGGACUGUGAUGAGUCUAUUAUCAAGAACCUUCUCACUACUGUUGACCCAGCUUCUAUCCCAAUUGAUGAGCUUGUCGCUGAGGUAGAGAAGAGAAAUAGACUGAAGAUUCUUUUGCCAUUCCUAGAGAACACUCUCAGCACCGGUAACCAACAGCAAGCAGUGUACAAUGCCUUGGCCAAGAUAUACAUUGACAGCAACAACAACCCCGAGAAGUUCCUCAAGGAGAACGACCUCUAUGAUACUCUAACUGUCGGAAAGUACUGUGAGAAGCGAGACCCUAACCUUGCAUAUAUUGCAUACCGCAAAGGCCAGAAUGAUCUUGAGCUUAUCAACAUCACCAACGACAACUCGAUGUAUCGUGCUCAAGCCAGGUAUCUACUUGAGCGAGCUGAUGGUGAAAUUUGGGCCUUUGUUUUGAACGGAAACAACAUUCACAGACGGUCCCUUGUUGACCAGGUUAUUGCCACUGCCGUCCCAGAGUCUUCUGAGCCAGACAAGGUGUCAGUAGCAGUCAAGGCCUUCCUUGAAGCAGACCUGCCGACAGAACUCAUUGAGUUGCUGGAGAAGAUCAUCCUGGAGCCGUCUCCCUUCAGUGAUAACAGCAGUUUGCAGAACUUGCUGAUGCUCACCGCUGCCAAGGCUGAUAAGAGCAAGCUGAUGGACUACAUCCACAAGCUUACAGAAUUCAAUGCUGAUGAGAUUGCGGGAAUGUGUCUGUCUGUUGGCCUGUACGAAGAAGCCUUCGAGAUUUACAAGAAGGUUGAGAACCACCCUGCUGCCACCAAUGUUCUCGUGGAACACAUUGUCAGCAUCGACCGUGCUCAGGACUAUGCUGAGCGUGUUGAACUUCCCGAAGUAUGGAGCAAGGUCGCCAAAGCUCAAUUGGAUGGCCUUCGCAUCUCCGAUUCUAUCGCUUCAUAUAUUCGUGCCGGAGACCCUUCAAACUACAAUGAAGUUAUCGAAACCGCUACCCAUGCUGGCAAGGAUGAGGACCUCAUUGAAUAUCUCAAGAUGGCCCGCAAGACUCUUCGAGAGCCUGCUGUCGAUACUGCCAUGGCCUUCAGCUUUGCUAGACUCGACAAGCUUUCCGAGCUUGACGAUUUCCUCCGUGGAAUCAAUGUUGCUGAUGUUGAAGCUUCCGGUGACAAGGCCUAUGCCGAGGGAUACCACCAAGCUGCAAAGAUAUUCUUCACCAGCAUCUCCAACUGGGCAAAGCUUGCAACUACACUUGUCCAUCUCGAGGACUACCAAGCUGCUGUUGAGUGUGCUCGCAAGGGCAACAGCGUCAAGGUCUGGAAGGAGGUUAACGCAGCCUGCGUUGCCAAGAAGGAAUUCCGCCUUGCUCAGAUUUGCGGCUUGAACCUGAUCGUGCAUGCUGAGGAGCUACAAGAUCUGGUCCGCCAGUAUGAGCGUAAUGGCUACUUCGACGAGCUCAUUGCUCUGCUUGAGGCCGGUCUUGGUCUUGAGAGAGCCCACAUGGGUAUGUUCACUGAGCUAGGAAUUGCCCUGUCGAAGUACCAUCCAGACCGUGUGAUGGAGCACCUCAAGUUGUUCUGGACCCGAAUCAACAUUCCCAAGAUGAUUCGCGCGUGCGAGGAAGCCAACCUAUGGCCCGAGCUAGUUUUCCUUUACUGCCACUACGACGAAUGGGAUAACGCGGCGCUAGCAAUGAUGGAGCGAGCAGCCGAUUCGUGGGAGCAUCACUCUUUCAAGGAUAUUGUUGUUAAGGUUGCCAACCUGGAGAUCUACUACCGUGCCCUGAACUUUUAUCUGCAAGAACAACCCCUGCUGCUGACGGACCUACUCCAAGUCCUUACUCCCCGCAUCGACGUCAACCGGGUUGUUCGCAUGUUUGAGAAGUCUGACAACAUCCCCUUGAUCAAGCCAUUCCUUCUCAAUGUACAGCCACAGAACAAGCGUGCGGUCAAUAAUGCCAUUAACGACCUGUUAAUUGAAGAAGAAGAUCACAAGACUCUGCGAGACUCGGUUGAGAACCAUGACAACUACGAUCCCGUCGACCUGGCGCAGAGGCUGGAGAAACACGAGCUUGUAUUCUUCCGCCAGAUUGCAGCCAACAUCUACCGCAAGAACAAGCGAUGGGAGAAGUCCAUCGCCCUCUCGAAGCAGGACAAGCUGUUCAAGGAUGCUAUCGAGACCGCUGCGAUCUCAGGCAAGCCCGAGGUUGUCGAGGAGCUGUUGCGCUACUUCGUCGACAUUGGUAGCCGUGAGUGCUACGUGGGCAUGCUAUACGCCUGCUACGAGCUUAUCCGCCCCGAUGUGGUAUUGGAAAUGUCGUGGCGCCAUGGCCUCCAUGACUUCACGAUGCCUUACAUGAUCAACAUGCUGAGCCAGCAAGUGCAGACCAUUGAGAUGUUGAAGAAGGACAAUGAGGAGCGUAAGGCGAAGGAAGCCUCUCAGCAGAAGGAAGAGGACAACACGCCCAUCCUCGGAGGCUCGAGACUGAUGCUGACGCAAGGUCCCAGCGGGUCAAUGGGAGGGGGUGCACCGUCGAUGUUUGGACAGCAGACCAACGGCAUAACCCCCCAGCCAACCGGCUUCCGGCCAUUCUAA